UAGUGUACCGGUUAAAUCAUUAACAUGAACGAAAUAAACUCCAUUUCAACUAGCAUUUUAUUCUGUCAAGCAAAAAAAAUAAUUUCGUCGAAUUAAAUAAUUUAGGAUAAGGUUAAACUCGCUUCAUAUUUUUUUUUCAAAGUUAGCUAAAAUUGCUUUAGUUUUAUAUAAAACUAGUUAGAGAAAAAACGUAUUGUACAGUUACUUCUGCGAUGCACACGACCUUUCAAGAUCUCUUUCUCUCCAUUUGCGAAGUUGAGAGCUUCUUAUGUUGUUAUUUUGUUAGAUUACUCUUUCCAGUUCAGCCCGCGGCGGCAGGUAACGCUAAAUGACUGUUUUUUUUUUAUUUCCUUCUUGUGGCGCAUACCAGCUAGCCACGAGUGUGUAGGAAUGAGGUACACGGCAAGCAAAAAACAACGCUUGCCUGUCUUCUGCUCGCUUUCCGCUUUCAGCUUCACACGAUUUUGAGCCCGACCAGUUUAGGUUCGUACUUUGCCUAAGCCACAUGUUCGCGGGCUCGAAACACCGUGGUCGCGAUUGAUCCCAUGCACGCGCGCGUGAAAGUGAUCGGGCAAUAAUGUAGACUCAUUUUGAUGGCCAUGUCCUCCAGCCAACUAGAACUACAUUCGUUUCAUCGAGAACUCGAAGAUGUUAUAUAAAGCAAAAAAUUGAAUUUAUUGUGUGAUUAUUGUUGCUCUUUGUUUGUGGUUUCGAAGUAGAACACUGUUUGCUAAAUUGAUAUUCGAUACUUGGCUCGUGCAAGUGAACGUGUUUAUUGCAUUCAAAAAAUUUAUGGAAACUCGAUCAUGUAGAAUUCGAUCAGUAUAAACAGAGCUGAUCGACCGACGAGGAAAACAGUGACCUAAUUGAGCAAAAAAGAAAUGAAAACGAGUUGCUGAAGUUAACUUUGUUCACUUCUCAUAGAAAGCAAGAGAAGUUUCCCACAAAAUAAUCAUUACACCAUUGUCAUUACUGCCAUCAUCGUAUUCAUCAUCAACGUGACCCGUUACAUAAAGUGUGCGUGAAAGUUAUCCGUACCACAUCGCCAGACCAGAAAACAACCAAGUUAUUCUUCAGCUCCGUUCGUCGCUUGUAAUACAUGUGCAAAACUAGUGAUUCUUUUGAAUGCCGCUAAAACGCGGACCGCGGGUACCAGCAGCAACAACAAACUGCAAUAGGCUCAUCAAAACAGCUGCGCCCUUGUUGAUUUGAACGUGAAAUCUAAACCAGCAAUAUACCGAAAAUAGUGCCCAGUGCACACUAUUGCUUCAAUCUUGUUCACUACGAACAAUCGUAAUAAACGAAAUGGUGUCGUAACGGCGUUUUGCUUCUUGCCAGUCGCAAUACCUUUUCUCUAGUCGGAGGCAAUCAAUAUCGGCAAAGUGCCAGUAAUCAAAGCGGGACCAGUCACGGCAAUCCGCAUUGAAAAUGAGAGUCGGGGAAGACGAUGUACCCAGCUUGGAGUACAUAGAGGAUCCGUACAUUCCAAAACUAGACAGCUGUGUGACCCCUUCCCUGGAUGACGUCAACGAAUACAAUGUGGACGAGUUGGGCGACGAGCAGAACUGGCCCGAGGAAACCGAGCUCUAUCUGCGUUCGCUGACGCUGGAUCAGAUUCUUGGCCUAUCGUCCGACGAAGAUGCAGAUCCUGAUCUGGAAAUGCAAACAGUGGAAACGGAGUUCCACCCGCCUCUUCCUGUAGAUUGUUUGACCUCGCGACAAUCGACUGGAGCUAGGAAAAUUAUGGAACACAUCCUGGCACACAGAUUGCUAAACGGCAGCUCCAGUAGGUUCAACCUGUUUAGCAGGAAACAAAUACGGGAUGUGCGAGUAACUUUCAUCGACUUCUCGAAACCAUACCUCGCCCGUAUGUCCAGUGGGGACAACUACAAAAGCUUCCUCAACAUUGGGAGUGCCGUAGACAAUUCUGGUAAAUUGUCCGAUGCAUCUCCCGUUGGUUCGGUGAGCUCUGUCGAGAUCGCCCAGGAAUUCUCCGGUUUGACCUCGGAAGAACAGGAUGCUCAACGUGCCGAGUGGAGUCAGGAACUAGCCCGAGUUGAGGAAGAAAUCACUACACUUCGUACCGUUCUGCAAUCCAAGAUUCGGCUCGCAAGUGAACUAAAGCGCAAGCUGGGUAUCACUGUGUGGAAGGAAAUCACCGACGACGUUAGUCAGGGAUUCAAAAAUGUCAAGGAAAGUACUGUUUAUCACACUGUCGAGUCCAAGGUCGGCGAGAUUACAACGGCUGUUACAAGUGCCCCGAUCUACCAGAAGACCGAGACGGCCCUCAAGACAACAGCCGGUAAGACAACGUCCGUACUGGGAGGAAUCACCACUAAGAUGACACAGAAACUCUCGGAAAUGAAACAAUCGGACUCCUACCGAUCGUUCGAGGAGAAGGUUGGGUCGGCCUACGAGAACGUUAGGUCCAAGGUAUCCUCGCGGUCCAGCUCGAUCCAGAGUCUGUCGGAUCUGCAGAACGACGAACGUCGUAGCUCGAUCACGACACCAACGGCCAUUCCGGAGGAGAAAAUCGUUCCUUAAUAACCCACUUCAGCCUGUUUCGUAUCGCCCGCCACUAAUCGGCUGCAGAGUAAACACUUCAUGAUGUGAAAGUUUUUUGUUUUAUUCUGGGCUGCAAGUUUGAUAGGGAUUAUACCCAAACUUAGGAGAUAAAUUAACAUGAUGCAACUGUUGAAUGCUAUGUAUACUGUAGAACCUGCUGUAACUGUUUCUAAGAUCAAUAAAUUAUGCAAUCGAAGAUAUUUUUUCCGCAGUGUACGCCGACUCUUGUAUCUUUAGUACCGUUUGGCUAGUAAGAUUUAGCGUAUAUACAGGAAGAAGUAGCCCUUUUUCGACACGAGUACUCUAAUGAGAAUCGUUUGUUCUUAUCCGCCCACAUUGCUGCAAAACAGUCCACUUCACAGUACCAUCGGAAAUCAGACAGAACAUAAAAACAAGAUAUUUUAUACUUUAGAAGAAAAAACUAAAUACAAUAAAACUUAAUGUGCCUAA
Messenger RNA from Wyeomyia smithii (pitcher-plant mosquito), 3015 nucleotides. RefSeq names its product tumor protein D52. The record is from RefSeq and is a predicted model, not a curated record. The transcript is spliced from 6 exons. Gene Ontology annotation, cellular component: cytoplasm. NCBI's taxonomy places the organism in Eukaryota, Metazoa, Arthropoda, Insecta, Diptera, Culicidae. Bases 1429 to 2544 code for a protein of 371 amino acids.